Messenger RNA from Aspergillus tubingensis, 11796 nucleotides. Its product is annotated as polyketide synthase. The record is from RefSeq and is a predicted model, not a curated record. Gene Ontology annotation, molecular function: fatty acid synthase activity; phosphopantetheine binding; 3-oxoacyl-[acyl-carrier-protein] synthase activity. The transcript has 5 exons. Lineage: Eukaryota; Fungi; Ascomycota; Eurotiomycetes; Eurotiales; Aspergillaceae. The coding region runs from base 1 to 11796 and encodes 3931 amino acids. Gene Ontology annotation, biological process: secondary metabolite biosynthetic process; fatty acid biosynthetic process.
AUGGCACCAGAAAGAGAGCCUAUUGCCAUCAUUGGGAGCGCAUCACGCUUUCCCGGCAACGCUACCAGCCCACAGAAGCUCUGGGAUCUUCUCAUACAUCCCAGAAACGUGGGAAAGGUAAUUCCUGGGGACCGAUUCUCUGUGGAUGGGUUCUGGAACGCAGACGGGUCUCAUCAUGGCACGUCCAAUGUCACACAAUCCUACUUCAUCGAAGACGAUACCCGUCAUUUUGAUGCAAACUUCUUUAAUAUCAAUCCCAGAGAAGCGGCGGCCAUCGAUCCUCAGCAUCGCCUACUGCUCGAAGUCACCUAUGAGGCUCUAGAGAGUGCAGGUCUCUCGAUUGACAUUCUCCGAGGGACUCCCACAGGGGUGUACGUGGGCCUUAUGUGUGCCGAUUAUCUCGACGUCCAGUUAAGGGAUCCGGAGGCCCUCGCGCAGUAUCAUGCCACAGGUACAGCACGCAGCAUUCUGUCCAAUCGGGUGUCUUACUUCUACGACUGGAAAGGGCCCUCGGUAACUGUCGACACCGCGUGUUCUUCUAGUCUCGUGGCUGUCCACCAAGCAGUGCAAGCCCUGCGCCAAGGAGAGUGCUCCACGGCUAUGGCAGCGGGUGUUAAUCUUAUUUUUGGUCCUGAGAUGUACAUUGCCGAGUCGAAUCUGCGCAUGCUGUCGCCAACAGGCAAGUCCCGCAUGUGGGAUGCCAGUGCCGAUGGGUAUGCUCGUGGUGAAGGUGUCGGGGUAGUGAUCCUCAAGAGGCUCGGUGAUGCCCUCCGCGACGGGGAUCCCAUCGAGUCUGUGAUCCGGGAAACGGCAGUGAAUUCAGAUGGACGCACGAACGGACUUACCAUGCCAUCCUCGGCCAGUCAGGCUGAUUUGAUUCGUCAGACCUACCGACGUGCUGGACUUGACCCUACCCAGGCAUCUGAUCGAUGCCAGUACUUUGAGGCUCACGGAACGGGGACGCCCGUCGGCGACCCCCUUGAAGCCGAGGCCAUCCAUUCAGCGUUCUUCCCCGAAUCCCAUGAUGGCUGUCAGGUGCAAGAGAGCCAGCUGUAUGUGGGGUCCAUUAAGACAAUUGUCGGCCACACAGAGGGGGCAGCUGGAAUUGCAGGCUUGCUCAAGGCAUCCUUGGCCCUGCAGCAUGAGAUCAUCCCACCGAACCUACAUUUCAAGCGGCUGAACCCCAACAUUGUACCCUUCUACGACGGUCUUCAUGUCCCCAUCAAACCGAUUCCAUGGCCACCGGCGCAGGUUCGCCGUGCUUCAGUCAACAGCUUCGGUUUUGGGGGGACUAAUGCACACUGUAUUCUCGAACAUUACGCACCUUCCGUUCAUGGGGGGGCAAAAGAAGGCUCUGAGAAACCAGUGAAUGAGCCGGCGGUUGAAAGCCCGCUGAUUAGCUUGCCAUUCUCCGCCUCAUCCCAAUCGUCCUUGGCCCGCUUAAUACAGCAAUAUGCUGGCUUCAUCGCCACCCACCCAUCGGUCGACAUGCAAGCAGUAUCCUUGGCUCUACAGAAACGCUCGAAUCUCCCUUUCAAGCACUAUGUGACUGGUCUUUCCCACAACUCAAUUUUACAGCAGUUACAAGACCCUCAGUGGAAGCUCGGGCCUUCCGGUGGAGGUGCUGAGGCCCACAAUUCCGCGAUCCUCGGAGUCUUUACGGGUCAGGGGGCGCAAUGGCCCACCAUGGGUCGUGAGCUGCUGCUUCGGCCCGGUCCGUUCACGGCGACCAUUGAUCGCCUCGAUGAUAUACUCAGGCAGCUGCCAGAGCCUCCUACAUGGUCUCUACGGGAAGAGAUCCUCGCCGAUCCGGACACAUCUAGGUGUCAGCAGUCAACGUAUGCCCAGCCACUAACUACCGCUGUUCAAGUAGCCCUGGUCGACCUGCUCUACAGUGUUGGCAUUCGUUUCUCUGUGGUAGUUGGACAUAGCAGUGGUGAAAUAGGUGCCGCCUACGCAGCAGGCUGCAUCACGGCGGAAGCUGCUAUUACAAUUGCCUACUAUCGCGGCCUCUACUCACCGCGUGCAGACCCCGGGGAGGGCGGGCCUAAGCGGUCAAUGAUGGCCGUGGGGAUGGGAUUUAAUGAAGCCACCCGCUUCUGCACCCAACCCGAGUAUGCUGGGAAGAUCUUUCCGGCUGCGAGCAACGCGCCCUCCUCGACCACGCUGGCGGGAGACUUGUUCACUUUGGAAUUUGCCAGAGACGAGCUAACCCGCCAACAGAAGUUCGCUCGCAUACUUCGGGUCGAUAAGGCCUACCAUUCGCCUUUCAUGGAGCCGUGUGCAGAGCCUUACAUGCAAGCUCUCCAGGCGCGCAACUUUGCAUACCGCACCUCUGGCCCGUCUUGUACCUGGAUAUCCUCUGUCCAUGGCUUUGAAAUGGAUUGCAGCUCGGAUUGCGUGAACGACAGCUACUGGCUGAAGAAUCUUCUUCAACCGGUCCUGUUUUCGGAUGCUUUAUCACAGGCCAUCCGGGACCAUGGUCCCUUUAAUUGCGUGAUUGAGGUUGGUCCUCAUCCAGCGUUGGCUGGUCCAGCCGGACAGACCUUCAAGGCACUCCAGCAGAACGUACCUACCUACCUAGGUGCGCUGACUCGUGGAGAAAAUGAUGUUCUUCGUCUGAGUAGGUGUCUUGGUGAGGUAUGGAAGCUCUGCGGUCCAUCCUCUGUCAAUCUCCGGGUAUUCCAAAGCCUCAUCAAUGGAGAAGCCGGCACCCUGCCAGCGAUGCUCCCCAAGAUCCUUCCAAGCUAUCCGUGGGACCACGAGCGACCGUACUGGCGGGAGUCGCGCUCUUCGAAAGAAUAUCGCACCCGGGCACCUUCUCAUGAGCUGCUCGGCGUCUGCGUGGAGCAAUCCGAGCAAUUCUGGCGGUGGCGAAAUAUCCUGCAUCCCCGGGAAAUCCCAUGGCUGCAAGGCCACGAAUUCCAAGGUGAGAUGCUAUUCCCAGCUGCAGGAUAUUGCAUAAUGGCCAUGGAAGCAGCUUUGCGCUUCUCCUACCCACAGCCCGUACGUCUCCUGGAGCUGCAUGAUCUGGAUAUCCGUCGCGGUAUCAGCAUCGAUGGAAGCGCCGACGGCAUAGAACUCCAUUGCCACCUCGGCCCGAAUUCUACACGAGAGUCAGAGAAGUCGUCAGCCUUGAAAGUUGUCAAUCUCAUCUUUACCUGUACCGCUGGUCACGUCGAUGGCUCCGAUGCAUUAACAACCAGAUUUAGCACCCGCGUCCGACUAGAAAUGGGAAGUCCUGACCUCACUGUUCUGCCCAGAAAGCAGCAACAGUCUUCGGGUAACUCCCCUGUAGACAUCGAACGGUUUUAUGGGUCCAUGUCCCAGCUGGGCUUGAAUUAUACUGGGCCAUUUCAUUCUCUGCUAGCCAGCAAGCGGCGGCUGUUCCAAGCGUCGGCAACCGUGGCCCAUGUGCCAUCUUCUUCCUCCUUCAUGCACCCGGGUGUCUUGGAUACAUGUUUUCAAACCCUUUUUGUAGCCUUUGCAUCUCCGGAUGAUGAGAGCCUUCGGACACCUCAUCUGCCAAGGGAGAUCCGAUCUAUACGAUUCAACCCAGCAGCCAUAGCCCACCCGGAUCAUCCUAGGGGCUCUCCGUUCCAGGUCGAAUCUUAUGUCACAAAGGCUACGCCUCCCACUCGGAAAAUCCCGUCAGACAUGGUGGGUGACAUCGAUGUCUAUACUGCAGCUGGUGAUUGUGUAUUGCAAAUUGAGUCGCUGCGGUGUGUUGCGCUAGCAGUCACUACUGAGAAGGACGACCGUGCUAUGUUUCACCGCACUCACUGGGAGAUUGACAUCGAUGCAGGGAUGGUCGUCUCCUUCGAUAAGCCAAACACGGAGUACUCAACGAUCCUGGAGCAAUUUGAGGCGGUCGCCCGUCAGGCUAUUGAUGGCACACCCCCGGCAAUUGGCGACAUAGUCUCUCCGGAACUGCAGUUGAUUCAAAAUGCCAUAUCUCUUCAUUUUGCACCUCCUAGUGAGGUACCCGAGGCCCAAGCGACAUUCAAAGCGGCGCAGAGCCAGUACUGGAAGACGAGCGCCGGGGCCCAACGAAUGCAAGAGUAUGUCGUGCGCACUGUGAAGCAGGUGACGCACAAGUAUCCUCGCAUGCGAAUCCUCUUACUCCUCGGUGGAAAUGAUGAUGUAUCCGUUUCACGACGCAUACUGCACGCUAUCAAUGGUAACUACACGUCUCUCAUACUCACCGGCUCGUCUUUAGAAACAUUGAAGACUGCAAAGGAGCGCCUGAAGCCUUACGGUGAUUCCGUGCAAGUGGAAACUCUGGACUUGGGUACGUCACCACCUGAGAUGUUAUACGAUAUGGUCAUUGUUCAAAUUGGCGUGUUGGGUGAGGGGUCUGCUUCGAUUCCCCUAGAAUAUUGCCGUCGCGUCUUGAAGACCGGUGGCUUCCUGCUAUUCGGUUCUAUCACAGGGCGUGGCAACUUCGCUGGUUGUCUCCAAGGGCGCCUCGUGGACGAACACAGAAUCAAUUCUGAACCAGAACGUAUUUGGGAAGCGCUGCUUCAGCAGUCCGGAUUUUCCGGCUUAGAAAGUGUUGCCUAUGACACCGGAAACCCCCAGUUACACUGCCACUCCCUAAUUCUGUCUCGGGCCAUGGAUGCCUCCUUACAGUCUCUCCAGCACCCGCUUGCUUAUCCGGACCAAACAAACGAGGCCGCAGAUAAGGACCACGUCCUCAUCAUUGGAGGCCACACUGGCAUUGGGAGCCAAGGAUUGCAAGCACUUCGAAGCCAUUUGUCCAAGUGGAAGCGGGGAUUGACCAACGUCGCCUCUCUUGAGGAUCUUGGCAGUUACAAAUCGCAGAAUAUUCCGAGCCACGUUCUAUGCCUGACCGAUGUCGACGCUCCCCUGUUCCGGAACCUCAGUGCCGAACAAUUUGCGGCGCUCCAGAGGCUCUUUCAGGAGGCUCACAAUGUGUACUGGGUGACGCGAGGAUUCAAACAAGGUGAUCCUUAUAGUGCCAUGACCGUUGGUCUGGGGCGAGUCGUGCAAACAGAAUUGCAGGGUCUGAAUCUGGGCUUUCUUGACAUUGACGUGGUGGAUGAGAAUGGAAUCACCCAGAUUGCAACUCGGUUUGCCCAGUUUGUUAGUCAUGGCCAACACAGUCAUGCUGUCAGCGCUGAAACUAGCCUGUGGUGCCAAGAGCGGGAGGUCUCCCUUGAAAAUGGCCUGCCCUAUAUCCCCCGCGUGAAGCAUGCCCAAGACAUGAAUGCUCGGUUUAAUUCAGCCUUCCGAGUGAUCGAACAACCUUUGGGGCUUGAUGCAUCAUUGUCAAAGCAGUCCGAUACUGCUUCAGAGCUGGAGGUUGUGGCCAGUGUUCUUGCGCGUUCCGCCUAUGCUCUUAAGCUCACCAAUGAAGUUAACGCGUAUCUCUGUAUCGUGAAUGUCAACAGUACAGGGAGCGAUCGUCUGGGAUUGGUUGUCUCCUCGUCAGCUGAAGAGACAGUUGUGGUAUGCAAACGAGACGACAUCCUUGACAUUGGUCCCCGGCAAACCCACACAAUCAGUGCCCCUAAAAUAUUAAGCAUUCUGGUUGCAUUGCACAUAUCUGAGCGCGUUCAGGCAUUUCUUUGCUAUUCCACUACACUUGUCUUCACGAAUGAUCCAUGGCUACUAAGAGUCCUCGCCAUGUCCAGGGAAUCCGACCAACGAGCACUCAUACUGGCCACGUCCGAUGAGGGGGCCAUGGAUUGGGACAAAUCGAUCAUAUAUGUGCAUCCGCAUACACCAACACGGGAUCUCCUGUCUUUGGUGCCACAAGGCGUGAGCAAAUUCAUCAACCUAGACACCGAGUUCCAACCUUUGCAUGACCGUCUGCUAGCCGUGAUCCCGAGGACAAGUGCUAGCCAAUCCGCCAAGGAUUAUCUCUUGGAGCGAGCGUCAACUGGCCAUGUUCUCUCACCAUCCCAGUCAUCUAGAGAUGCGUUGGACAUGCUCUGGACCCAGUGGCUGAUAUCUUCAGCAGCCCUGCAGAGUAUUAUGCAGCCCGACACUGUCGUUCCUCAUGGUCUCUCAGCCUGCGCUGUCAAGUCUUACAACCCCCAAGAGAACCCCCAUGUGACCGUCCAUCGACUAGAUCCCAGCACAAUCCUCCGCCGCGACGCAACAUAUCUCCUAGUCGGAAUGACCGGAGAAUUAGGCCAAUCUCUCUGUCGGUGGCUGGUAGCCAACGGUGCAAAACAUCUAGUCAUCGCGAGCCGGUCUGUGAAGCCCGUGCCGUGGCAUGAAGAACUACAACAAUCAUCUGGCUGCCAGUUGAUGACUUUACCUUUAGAUGUUUGCGAUAUGCAGGCUCUGCGCCUUGCACAUCAGAACAUUUUGCAAUCCAUGCCGCCGAUUGCCGGCGUUGUGAACGGGGCCAUGGUCCUGGCUGAUGCAAUAUUUGUCAACAUGGCGUAUGAAGACUUCACUCGCGUACUGGAACCCAAAGUUAGGGGAAGCAAAAACUUGGACGAAUUAUUCUCCGGGAAUGAGCUCGAUUUCUUCAUCAUGCUAUCUUCCACGGCAUCCCUUAUUGGGAAUGCCGGGCAGAGUAAUUAUUCUGCUGCUAAUAUGGUGAGUGAAUAUUUCUUUGCAGGACUUCCACUUGUUUUCACUUUAUCUAACACACUACAGUAUAUGAAAGCACUCGCCGAACAGCGCCGCCAGCGCGGCCUUGCGGGAUCUUGCUUCGACAUCGGCAUGAUCCUUGGCGUCGGUGUAGUCUCGCGGGAGCGGGUUUACGAGGAGCCACUGCGCAAAGCAGGAUUAAUGCCCAUCGCUGAGCCCGAUUUCCAUUGCAUGUUUACCGAAGCCAUGUGGUUGGGUCGCCCCGGCAUGUCUGCCGAUUCUUCCCCUUGCUUUUCCACCGGGCUCCAUGUUCCCCCGGGCACAAUGCGGCCGGCAUGGUACCACGAUCCCCGGUUUUCACACUUCCAAGUUCCCGAAGAGGAUAUCAACCGGAGUGCAGGCGCCGGAAAAGACGCUGCGGUGACCCUCGAGGAACAGCUCCGGUGUACCUCUGAAUUAACAGCUGCAGAGGGCCUGAUUCAAGAGGCUUUCGUUGUGAGACUACAAAGUUUACUCCAGCUUACCGGACCGAUCGAUGAUGUGACGCGUGCCCUUUCAGAGCUUGGAAUCGACUCACUGCUCGCUAUCGAAAUUAAGACUUGGUUCUUCCAAGAGCUGGGAUUCCAGGUUUCUGUGAUGAAGAUCCUCAAUGGCAUCUCUGUCCGUGGUGUAUGUCGUGAGGCAGCCGAGCACGUCUUCAGGGCUAGAGCAGCAGAGAGCGAUGAAGGGGCUUCAACCGUCGAAAGUGUGAAGGUUCUGAAAACACUAGAGGCUCCAACUCCUCGGCUGCAAGAGGAUGAAGCGACUGAAACGGUCUCAACGGUCGCUCGCACGCAGGAAACCCCUUUCAGUGACACAUCAUCGCAGACAAGCCACGCCGUUGAGACCCCUACUUCUUCCCAAAUUUUGCCAGCCGCUGGCCUGUCCAUUCCGACUAUGGUGGCAAUGUCCACUGAGCAGGAAAAGAUCUGGUUCAUGUUGCAAUCCGUGGAUGAUCCCGCCAUGUACAACUGUACAAUCCAGUAUGAGCUUCAUGGCCAACUGGACCGGGUCCGCUUCCAAGUAGCAGUCACCGAGGUCGCGCAGAGGCACGAGUCGCUGCGAACCGCCUAUGUCACUGAUCUCCACGAUCAAGUUCCCCGGCGCCUGAUUUUGGGCCAGCCCCAGAUUACAUGGAGGGAGGUCGAUAUGAAGAGUGAUGAUAAGGACCUGAUUGCAACAGAGUUCAAAGCCCUGCAAACCCGAGCGUUCGACCUCGCUAAGGGCCAGACCAUGGCAAUCACUAUCCUCAGCCACGGAUCUGCACGCCAUGCCAUCAUCUUUGGCUAUCACCAUCUUAUAAUGGACGGCGUGAGCUGGCAAAUGGUGCUCCGCGAGUUUGCUGCCGCCUACCAGGAUCGUCAGAGUCUGUCGCCAGUGGUCGCUCAAUACAGCGCGUUCUGCAACCAGGAGGAUUCGACCAGCGAAGCUACUACACCUGCAUGGAAUAAAGGGCCAUCUUCAACAGACACAGAUGGUCAAUUGCCCGACGAUCUACCCUUAUUCCCAUUUGCUCGAACAGGAUUCCGUACCCGAACGCGCACGAGCUAUGAGACCAUCCGCGUCAGCUCGUACCUAGGCAAAGACGACGCUAGUCGAGUGCGCUCCAUCAGUUCCCGCACCGGUGCUACUUCCUUCCACAUCCACCUAGCUGCCAUUCAGCUCCUCCUUCAACAGACCCUCGAGGUAGACCGAUUCUAUCUCGGAAUUGCCCACGCUAAUCGCAAUGAUCCGCGCUUUGAACGGGUCGUUGGGUUAAUGGUGGAGGUCGUGCCGCUGAUGUUCGAACCACAACAGGCGCAAGGGUUCAAAGACCUAGUCAAGGAUACCCGGUCUCGCGUGCUGGGAGCAUUGAGCCAGGCUCACGGUAGUGGAAAAUCAUCCCGUCCCUGUGAUAUUGUCGUCAACUACAUCGCUGGUGUCACGCACGACAUCAUGUUUGAUGAGGCCGUGUUGAAGUACGCGACAUCUGAGGAUGCUCGUCAGCCGCAUGACUUGGUCAUCACCGUCCGAGACAACCCUGACGGCACGACGGUCAUUACCUUCGGGGCUCUUGAGUACCUGUACCACGCGCAUGAUGUUCGGCUCCUGUUGGACCUCUAUGUGCGACUACUAGGUUCCGUGUCCCUGAACUCGGACCUCAAAUUAGAGCAGUACCGAUGCCUGGAGCCGUUGUGUCUGAAGGCCCCGAGUCAGCCGCCCACGAGCCAGGCGGAGUUGAGCGCCAUCCAGAAAGAGCCUGAUCGGCUUACCCAGUGGAUUGCCAGAAUCGCAGCAACUUAUCCGGACACAGUCGCACUGAAGGAUACUAACGGGAGAGAACUCACCUACGCUGGAAUGGAGAGCAGAGUGCGCUCCAUUAUGGACAUUUUCCUCGCAGUCGGAGUUCAACCUCGAGCAUUCGUGGUGGUAGCCUGCGGGCCGUCCGUCGACACCGUCUGCGCCCUGUUGGCUAUCUGGCGGCUUGGGGCAGUCUAUGUUCCUGCAGACCUCGAGCAUGGUGUCGAGCGGCUGUCCCUCAUCCUGAAAGACUGUAGUCCCGCAGCUCUACUGUGCCGCUCGAAAGCGGGGCUGGAGCAUUUCAUGGCCGAUCACGGGCCCCAAGUUGUGGAACUCAAGAUGCAUUUGCCGCCUCCAUCUCCUACCACGCUGGACUACGAUCGAUCUACCGGGCAGGACCCGGCCAUCUUGAUCUAUACUAGCGGAACAACCGGGGUGCCCAAGGGAGUCUUGCUCAGCCACGAUAAUUUAUUGUGCCAUUUUGCAGCAGUGCAACAAGUAUUCCCCGUUGAUCAGCCGGUCGUCUUGCAGCAGAGCUCGCACAACUUCGAUGCAUCCUUGUUCCAGGUCUGCGUUAGUCUGCUACACGGAGGCACCCUUGUCAUGACCAGCAAUCGUCAGGAUCCGAUAGAGCUUGCCGAGUUGAUGGUACGUGAGAAGGUCAGUCUUACUCUUGGCGUCACGUCCGAGUAUGCCCUGUGGCUUGGUGAAGCUGCCUCCGUGCUCAGAAAGUGCACAUCUUGGCAGUAUGCCUUAUGUGGUGGGGAGAAAAUGAGUUCUGGCACACUUCAAGGCUUCUCGGGACUCGAUAUCGCUGGGUUGAGACUCAUCAACGCGUAUGGACCUUGCGAGACAUCUGUCGCCUGCACGAUGGGAGAAAUUGACUACAAGAGAAAUGAUCUUUAUGGCAGUCACGAUCCAAUCCCAGUUGGGCAAACGCUGCCAACUUAUGCGAUCCACAUCUUGGACAAUCAGAUGCAGCCGGUAGCCGCUGGAUGGCCAGGCGAGAUUUGUAUCAGCGGGGGCGCCGUGUCAUCAUCUGGUUAUUGGAAUCGUGAAGACGAGACUUCUGCCCGUUUCCGCGUCUUCAACGGCAUCCGAAUCUAUCGGACUGGAGAUUACGGCCGCAUCCUACCGAACGGUGACCUAGAGUACCGCGGGCGACUGAAAGGGGACUCCCAAAUUAAGUUGCGAGGAAUGCGUCUGGAACUUGAGGAAAUUUCCAGUGUGCUUGUCCAGGCGUCCCAGGGUGUUCUACGCGAGGCUGCGGUUAUCGUCAAGGGCCAUCCUGAGCCAUACCUCGUAGCAUUUGUGGUCUUCUCCACCUCUGAGUCUCCAGCCAGUGUUGGCUCUUUCCUCAAUACGCUGCGUAGUGGCCUUCCACUUCCCGCAUACGCCAAACCUACAGUUAUCACGGCUAUCGACCGCAUCCCGCUGACCACCAGCGGCAAGGUUGAUCGUACAGCCCUGGCUAGACUCGAGAUCCAUCAACAGCAAAGCGUAUCGCCUACUUCCGGAGCGCUAAACAUUAUUGAAAUGAAAUUGAAAGAAUUAUGGCAGGAACUUCUCCCAGCGACGGGGCUUCCCAUCACACCGCAGUCGAACUUCUUCGACCUGGGAGGCAACUCGCUGCAGAUCCUAAGGCUACAGGGACGUAUUCGAGCAAUCACGAAGGUCAGCGUACCCGUGGUGCAUCUCUUCCAAUGCUCAACCCUGAAUGAGAUGGCCCAGUUGAUUGGAGCGGCCACAAGCGCGCACCGAGCAUCAGCCCCGACUCCACCAGCCCCAGCACUUUCCAUCACCAUUGACUGGGAGGCCGAAACCGCCAUUCCCAGCUCCUUUGACAACCUCAUCACCAUCCUAGAUCCUCACAUUCACCAACCAUCCAAUCCACCCCGAGAGGUCAUACUCACCGGUGCAACGGGCUUCUACGGCACUGCUCUUCUUACUCACCUCCUCUCAUUACCCUCCAUAACCCGCAUCCACUGCCUAGCAAUCCGCCCCAACGCAGACGGAUCCCCCCGACGGCUUGAGCACCUUACAUCCCCCAAAGUCCAUCUCUACAGCGGCGACCUCUCCCAUCCGACUCUCGGCCUCAAAGAAGCCGAAAUCACUCACCUCUCCUCCACUGUCGACUGCAUCAUCCACAACGGUGCCGACGUAUCAUUCCUGAAGCCGUACUCUGCGCUGCGUGCCGCGAACGUCGAGUCCACGAAAUUUCUCUUCAGCCUAUGCACAUCCCGCGGCAUCCCCUUCCACUAUAUUUCCACCGCCAGUGUCACAUCCUUAUCUGGGAAAGACGAGUUCCUUGAGUCCUCGGUAGCCAGUUAUUCCCCACCCAUGGACGGAUCACCUAGUGGACAUACGGUGGGCUACACGGCUAGUAAAUGGGCCAGCGAGGUAUUUCUUGAGAAGGCUAGUACGAGGUACACUAAUGUACCGGUGUGUAUCCAUCGUCCUACGGCGAUAACUGGAGACAAAGACAUGGCCAUCGCAGCGACGAGUGGCGGUGUUAUUGAAUCUGUGUUAGAUCUGAGUAAACGGAUGAGAGCUAUCCCUGAGACUGGGUCCUGGAGGGGAUAUAUUGAUUUGAUCGGGGUGAAGAAAGCGGCUGAGAUGGUGGUGAGGAAGGUUGUUGGUGGUGAUGAUACUAGUGGGGUUGAAGUACAAUAUUCGCAUGUUUGUGGGGAGAAGCGGUUCAAAGCGAGUGAUUUGAGGAUGUUCUUGGAGAAAGAGGAAGGGGUAGAAUUCCAACAGCUGGGAUGGAAAGAGUGGUUGGAUAUGGCAGCUGAGUAUGGGAUUGAUGAUGGGGUUGCUGCUUAUUUGGAGGGUUUAAAGGGAGAUAAUGGUGGCUCUAGGGACUUGUUCUUUUUGCCGUUACUGGGAGGUGGAUUGAGUGGUUAUUAG